Messenger RNA from Blepharisma stoltei, 901 nucleotides. Lineage: Eukaryota; Ciliophora; Heterotrichea; Heterotrichida; Blepharismidae. The record is from the annotation of a GenBank genome assembly.
AUGAGUGACGAGCCUCAUUCAACUUCAAAAAAACAAAGCCAAAUUGCGAGAUAUGCCGUCAUCAAUGGUAUAUUUUUUGUAUUAAAUUUGCAAUAAAAAUUUAUUUUUUUUAAUAUUUUUUAUAUAUAUGGGAAUUAUGAAUAUACCUAAAGCUUGUGACAAGUUUUUAGUUUCGCCUGAUGAAGUUGAGCGAUGGAUCAGCACCUUGCAAUUUGAAGAUCUCCCACUAUUUGAAAAAGCAAGAGAAAUGAUAAUUGAAACAUGUAUAAGAAAAGGCUCAAAAGGAGCCAGCCGAUAUUGGGGCAUUAGUGAAGAUACCAUUAAAUCCCUUAUAAGGGAUUAUAUCUCAAUUGUUGACAAGGAUUCUUUAGAGAUGGUCGAUUUUAAUGCACAAAUUAACCCAAACUCAUUCAAAGAAUACAAAGAAAUCCGCACCCAAACUAAAGAUAAGCAUUUAGAGGGCGAAGAAUUUACCCCAAAACCAAGGAAAAUUCAGAAGAAAAAAGAAGAAAAGAGAAUUGUUAGCAAAUACACCACAGCUCAGAAAAUCCAAGCUGUAAGAGAAUUUGUAAGGCAUCAAAACCAAUCAGAAGCAGCCAGAGAGCUUUCUAUUCCUGCAGUAAACUUAAUGAGAUGAAGGGACAAAAUUAAAAAAGAAUUGUUCCAAGCAUCACAUGUAGAACACCUAUAUAUGGCAAACAAAAAAGGACAAAGCAAUAAAUUCUUUAGAGAUAUUGAUGAGUCCUUAAAUGGCUGAUAUAAUUUGCAUAGAGACAGCAUUCAAAACAAAACUAAAGCAAUUAAAGAAAAAGCAGCGAAACUUGCAAAAUUAGACGACACUAUCCCUGAAAUUUCUGAAGAAUGGCUUGAGCAUUUCAAAGAGUUUUAUAAAAUAAAAUAG